Botrytis porri is the source of this 1491-nucleotide messenger RNA. RefSeq lists its product as uncharacterized. The record is from RefSeq and is a predicted model, not a curated record. The coding region runs from base 1 to 1491 and encodes 496 amino acids. The transcript is spliced from 2 exons. NCBI's taxonomy places the organism in Eukaryota, Fungi, Ascomycota, Leotiomycetes, Helotiales, Sclerotiniaceae.
AUGAUGUCUUGGGAAGGCUUUCCCAUGGAGAUUCGUCUCGCGGUUUUGGAAGAGUUAAUGCAGGAUGGUUGUAGCUUGGCUGGCUUCGCCACAGUGUCACGAGAGUGGCAGAUGGUCAUCGAGCCUUAUAACUUCUCCCGGAUUAAACUAACGCCGGCACGCCUCGCCGAUUUUGGUCAGAUGCUCCAUCGCAAUAGGAGUCUCGUGCGCUACAUUUGGCUUUGCUUGGAACUCAAAGAAUAUGAUUGCACCGAAUGUGACGCUCAAGAUCCAGAGUUGUAUAGCAUAAGCAACGUAGACAAUACCUUGAUAGCCACAUCAAUUCAAAAUCUCUUCACAACACUUAGCGUAUGGGAACCAGGCAAUAGCUUGCUGCUAGAUAUCAGCGUCUACUCCCUCAGUGACUCGAAGCAUUGGUUCAAAUAUCUGACCUUUGAGCCUGAUGUUGCUUUCGAUAUAUUUCGCCGGAAUCAACAGACAGUGGCUUCAACGAAGGUCAGACCUACUGACCACCGCGUAUACCGCCACGGAUGGAUUGAUGGUAGUCAAAAUUCCACUGCAUCCUAUCUCGCCAUAGAAAAAAUCUUUGGUGAAAUCUUUGGCGAGAGCCCAUUUGAUAAUGAAGAACAAGAGGAUCAGUGGUGGCAGCAACUGCCGUUAGUCCCAGCAGUAACAGGUUUGCUUCUCCGUCAACAGAGCCGCCGACGAUGGAGGCCGGCCACAUUGGCACGUAUGUUUGCCCGUCUGCCUGGACUCCAGGAAAUUCAUUACGAGCCUUGGAGGGAAUGGGACAAUUCUAUGCAGAAGUGGACGGACCAAUCUUUACAACGUCUUUUUGAAUCGCUUUCUUGCUCUCAAUUACAGAGACUCGUAAUCUUUGAGAAUUUCGACCAAACCUACCCAGCUGGCUACGGGGGUUCGUAUUGUCGCCCUAUGCGAAUACCAUGCUCUUCUGUUAGUAGGGCGCUUGCUAACGCCAGUCUCACACUUGAACAUCUCUCAACAUCGUUCAUGGUAGAAGCUAGCCAUUUUUUCAAAGCUCGAGAACUUUCCUGGAAGUGGCCUAACUUGACAUGGCUUGCGCUGACUUCACGACUGCUCGUGCCACAGGAGCGCUCGGCGGAGUUGGAUGAUAUGCUUCAGACAGCAGCAGCGGCGGCUAUGAAUAUGCCAAAUCUUGAAACAAUGGAAAUAUGGAACGGAGAGAAGGGGUUAGUGAUGCUCUUUAGAUACCAACGCAAUAAGCGAGGGCAACCUGCUGAGAUAAUCUGUAAAGGAACAUGGGAGCUGACCUUGCGACCCCUUGUAAUACAGGCUUGGGACUCCGUAUCAUUGAAGCAUUGCGGCCAAGGAAAUGUUAUCAUCAAGGAGUUACUGGAUAUUACUGACAGUAUCAAGUCUCAUGGUGACGCCAUCCGCCAUUUGGAAUUGUCAAGGCCUGUCGUUCGCCCUGUCUCACUGCGCCAGAUUCAGAUGAAGCACACAAUUUGA